This is a messenger RNA of Linum trigynum, 2380 nucleotides long. The record is from the annotation of a GenBank genome assembly. Lineage: Eukaryota; Viridiplantae; Streptophyta; Magnoliopsida; Malpighiales; Linaceae.
GAAUUAAAAUCGUUAAAAUCAUACCAAAAUCGGAAUUUUGAUCGUAUGAGAUCAAAAUAGGUGGUUUGAGCCAAUUUAAAAUAGGCAUAACUGUUUCGGUGCAAAGGGCAAUGACGGAAAUCUUUUCACAUGUUUUUCUAUUAGAAAAAUAUUUAAAAAUAAUAAAAAUAACCAAAUUAGGGCUCGGUUAAUCCAUUUCCCUUUGCCCUAUUUAACUUAUUGGUAAAACAAUUGUCCUAAUAUUGGAAGUAUGUAAGAAUUAACAUUAUUAUUAACUAAUUUAUUUAUUAAUGAAUAUGUUUAUACCAAGACACUAGCAUUACUUAUUUUAUUAGAGUUCAAUUAUUUUUAGUUUUAAAUCAUACUUAGUAGACGAUUUCGGAAUAUUACUUUGAGUUAAACUACCUAGACACAACAUGAAAACAAGAGGGAAACCCCAUGAGCUCUAUCCCUUCAUCAUGAAUUAUUUUUGAGUUAUGCAUUAAUCUUGAGAAUUAUUAUUUUAAAUGUUAUGUGUCUUUGUGUUAUUAAUGAUUUACCCCACUAAUAUUCUUAUAUGUUAUGUUCUAUAUGGUACAUAAAAUCCUACGAUUUUACGAUUCCGAUUUUACCCCAGUUUUCGAUUUUAGGUAAAAUCCUGAUUUUAACUGCUUUGGUAAGGAGGUAGAACAACAUUAUCGGCUAAAGUGUGAAUGUUGGUGGACAGGAUCGGAGGUCGGUGAGAUCCGGAAAAGCAAGGCAACGUCCAAACACCAAAAAAUCCCCAAAGGUUGUCUUAUUGAAGAGAAAAGGAAACAAACUGAUGGUGGUUGGGUUGCCUCCCAACAAGCGCUGCUUUAACGUCGUUAGCCGGAAGGUUGCUCCUCAUGUCUUGGUCCAUCCCACAACCUCCUUCAAGUUGAGGUUCUCGUAGGUGACGUGGUGUCUCAUGUCACAAGCUUUGGACGAGUCCAUGAUUGAGGGCUCGUGAACUUGGAUUGUUUUGAGGCUCCACCCAAGAGACCUCUUCUUCUCUCUUCUCUUAUGAUAUCAUCGAUUGACCACCAUCACAUCCAUCAAGAGGAAUCAGUGAUGGUUUGGCCUUAGCUUGGCAAAGAGCUGCAAAUGGGUCCUUCUCCGAAGUGCAUCGAGGUCGGGUCGAAAGCUUUCGUAGCACUUGUAACUUGUAGAAGCUUCAUCAACCACGACCUCGUCCUCAACUUGGACACCACUUGCAUCUUCAACCUCAACCUCCCUUCCUUCUUCCAAAAUGUUUUAUGUCCCUUGGGAACAACCAAGAUCUUCCUCUUCUUCAAUGUUCACUUCCUCCUCUUCAACCUCCUCUUUCUCCUUCCAUUCAUGUCUUCAAGCACGAUUUGGAGGCAAGAUUCCAUGCAAGAUCAUUGAAAGGGUUCUCUUGCUCCUCUAUCAUUGUGACUCGGUCUUCAAAGUUGUUCAUGGAAAGGGAAUGAAAGUCAUUAGUGCAUCCUUCUUGAGCAUCCUCACAAUGGGAGCUCUUUGAGGCGAGUUCCUUUUACUUCACAUGGUUGUCAUUGAUCGCCCUUUCAACCUCCCCUUUCAACUCUAAUGAUGAGAGGCAAUGGCUUGCAAAAGUGCAUGCCACCUUAUCUUCUAAUGUCAAACCGUGAGGAUGGAGGGGUUGGAAAUCCAUGUGGGAGCAUGCUCUUUCAAAAUUUUCUAUGGCAAGCUCCAAUUUGGACUUCUCUUUGGGUUGUGGGAGAUCCAAGUUUGAGCACCCUUCAUCGGUGCCUCAGGCAAACUGCUCCACCAUGAGUUCCAAUCGGCUCUUUGGCUCUGGUUGUGGAGUGGCACAUGGUCUUGAGUAAUGCCCCAUGAAGGCCUCCAUUGCCAACUCCAACUUAGAUUUCUCCUCGGUUUGUGGAGGAAAGUUUUCUUCGGAUUUAGGUUUCGUUAUCUAGCCAACCUAGAAUAUAGUGAUUAAGAAACUAAUCUAACUAAACUAACCUAACCACUACCAUAUCUUAUUACAAGUUAUGGAGCUCUCUUAGAUUGAAUCCCCCUAAUUCUAUCAUUUUGAUCAAUGUUAGAGUACCAUACAAGCUCGAUCGACUAACUAACCUACCAUUAUGAGAUCGACUGACUAGGAAUUGACCCGGCACGAUGAAGUGAUGGAUAGGUAGCUCUCUAUUCAACCUAGGGGGUUCAUAUAUCAUUAGGAGGUUGAUCUAAUCAACUUCCUGGGGAUAACCCGGAAAAAAUAUGAUAGGAAUGACCCAAAGACGCCAAUAAUGGGCUCUAAGGGGACUAUCUCCCUCCUAAAUCAAAAGCUCAAUUGACAUGAAGAGGAAUCCAAAAUCUUGCAAUUCAUGAAAACCAUCCAUCAGAUAGAUAAAAUCAUCUAUAAAACAUAGAAUAUGUC